AUGGCUUUCUACUUUGCUCAUUUGAACUUUAAGAGAGGUGUUUUUAACCACUAUCCCAACCUGUCUCGGAAGAGGAAGCGGGAUAGCUCGGGGGACCAUUCUUGUAGGAGAUUGGCUAUCUCCAGCUGCAACAAUUUCUUUGCAGUUGGGUUUGGCAAUGGAUUUGUGGUAUUAUAUAGUCGUGUUCGAGGCAUGAGUUUUGUAAAUGUUGGUUUGAGUUGUUUUUCGAAAUGGCCAGUACGUGGGAUCAUUCUCUUGGACUCUAGCAGACUUUAUGUAGCUUAUGGGAAUGGGGAUGUUUUUCAUUGGGAGAACCCUGUAGGAGAUAUGUCCACCCACAUUCGCAUUUGUAAAGGUGACAUGGCCAUAGAUGGGUCUCUACUCGACUUCUCAGGCACACGGACACAUUGGGUUGGACUGUAUUCAGGUGCAGAUCUUUUCGUGUGUGGGAUUGGUGUGACAGGUGAUGUAUUGUAUUCCGGGGGUAAUUUGGAGGUGGGACGAUUUGGGAAGAUUUUUUUUGUUUUAGAUGUGGUUGUGGCGUGCACUGCGGUUGCUGCUUGCUACUUCCAUAUUCAGACUCCCGGUGACGUUCAUGUUCUUAUAGAGGGUGGUGUGAUGAUUGGUUGUGUUGGUGGCGGUGUUAGUUCCGUGGUGCUUACCAAUGCACAUCGUGUAGCUACCAUUUAUCGCCCGUCUCAUGAUGGAGAGAUGGGUAUCUUGGUUUUACCGCACACUCUGCCACAGUCUGCGCGUUGCUGUCUUAACGAGUCAGUUUGCUUUGCUAUAGAUCAUGGAGGGGCGAUUGUUGUCUUCGAUGUUGUCGGUGGUGCUCGUCUGUACAGACUAGGCGAUAAUGCAGCAUUGAGAGGCUCCUCGUUGAAGCUGAUAACCGGACCGUUGCCAUUGCAUUGCUCGGUGAAGAGACAGGACGAGUUCAGCACAUUGAUGUCGUUGUUGGACCCCGCCACGCCAAAGUGA
Molecule: messenger RNA, 981 nt
Organism: Salvia hispanica
Lineage: Eukaryota; Viridiplantae; Streptophyta; Magnoliopsida; Lamiales; Lamiaceae
Source: RefSeq, a predicted model, not a curated record